This is a messenger RNA of Mobula hypostoma (lesser devil ray), 9435 nucleotides long. Its product is annotated as zinc finger protein Pegasus-like. The record is from RefSeq and is a predicted model, not a curated record. The transcript has 4 exons. The coding region runs from base 2829 to 4076 and encodes 415 amino acids. NCBI's taxonomy places the organism in Eukaryota, Metazoa, Chordata, Chondrichthyes, Myliobatiformes, Myliobatidae.
GAUCAUUUUUUCCAAAUUUCUGAAAUCUUCAGAGAUUCCACCAAUCAGACAUGUCUCUCCUUCAUGUCCAUUCCAUUUGUGACUCUGAUCUGCCCUUUCAUCUGCACCAACUUGCCUUAUCAGAAUUUCCCAUGCAACAACAUCAGGGCAAUCUGGACAAAUAUUCCAGGAGAAACCAUGAUGCAUUUGCACUUCCAGUCUAGAGUGUUUCAUUUGGUGCUCGUGAUGUGGUCUUACAGAUUAGUUAGCUGCUUGCUUUAUACAGCAUUUCCAUUCGAUCUGCAGAGGUGACCCUGAGAUUCCAGUUGCCUGGAACUUACUUCUCCGUCCCACUCUGACCAAUUGGACUGGCCUCCUGCACUGUUCUAACCAGGCCUAACACAAACCUGAAAACCUGCACUUCAUUUUCCUCCUAGACAUGUCGCAGCCUUUGGUUUCAGCAAUUGCAGGUACCGCUAGAGCUCCAACUGUUCAGAAAACCUGAUGGUUUUGUAGCUGGCUGACCAGGUAAUGUUGUGCUCCCUCUCCCCAGCCUAACCUUCUCAGCUUACCUGAUUUACUGAAAAAUUUAUCAUACUGUGUAGCAUGGAAUUGAAGGAGACCAAGAAGUGCAUGAAAUAAUGCGAUAAAUCUGUCAGUCUGGCACUAACAAAACCCUGAGUGUGCUGGAUUAUCAGCAUUGUUCUGCAUUUUUCCUUUUCUGUUCAUUUCAGGUGUGAUAGAGAAAUGGUACGAGAUUAUGACUGAAUGCCUCCAAGUCAGAAUCCUGCCUAAACACAUUCAAAGGGACUGUCCCUUUUUUCAGAGUAAGGAGAUCCUUGCUUAAAUGCUUACUUUGGUGUACGUGGGGGGAGAGGGAGGAAGUUACUUGUGGCAGAUCUGCUCUGUCACAUCAGGACUGCCAGUUCUACUGUAAGGUAUCCAUCUAUAACAUCACCUUGUGUUUUCUUCACACUAUGGGCCAGGCAUUCCCAACCUGGGGCCCAUAGACUCCUUGUUUUACGGUAUUGAUCCAUGGCAUAAAAAGGAUUGGGAGUCCCUGAUAUGGACACUGCCUGAUGUGGUACUCAUUUCCAGCAUACUCUGGUUUAAGAUUCAACAAUAGCUUUGAUUUGCAACCGUUUGCAUCUUGCCAUUUCAGCAUAGCGUUUGUUUUUCUAAUAGUGCAAAGUCUAUUCUUUGUAUUUUUCCACCUGUCCCUGUACCUUAAUUCCUCCGUCAUAUUCCAUAUAUGGGUGCCAUAGUAGCACAGCAUUUGGUGCGAUGCUUUUGCAGCUUGGGGUUCAAUUCUGACACAGUCUGUAAGGAAUUUGUACAUUCUCCCCAUGAACACAUGGGUUUCCUCCCACAGGCCAAAGACGUACCAGUUAGUAGGUUAACUGGUCAUUGUAAAUUGUCCUGUGAUUAUGCUAGUUAAAUAGGUGGGUUGCUGGGCAGUGUGCCUCAUUAAGGUAGAAGGGUCUGUUCCAUAACUGUAUUUCUAAUAAAGACAAUUCUAGAUAUUUUACUAAAGUAGUAGUUUAAAUGUAUAUUAAAUUUAUCAUUAUGUAUUUAAUAUCUCAAAAAUUGGAUAUCUAUCCCACAAAACAAUUACUGGACCUCCACCAUCUUUCUGGAGUGAGUGCUAACAGCUGGACUGGUCUGGACAGAGACUGGACAGUUAUACUCUGUAUUUCACUAUAAACCUUGUGUAUUCAGUGUACAAUAAUUUUAAUACUUUUACGUGAAACCACACGCACUGAAUUAAACUGGAACUUUCAAUAGGUAAAGAGAGUCGGGUGCAGUAACUUAAGCAGCACCUAAAACUGUUGUUGGGCUGAAAUUCGUUACAAAUCAAUUUGCAUUGUUACUACCGUAGAACAGGCCCCAAUAGGAAUAUUUCCAAUUAUUACCCAGAUCGCGCAUUGCCCCUCUCCUCCCCCGUCUUGUUGUAAUAACUAACAGAACAACCAGUAUUUGACAUUGAGAAUUACCAUUUUAUACUGCCUUUUGCUAAAAUGUAUCCAGUGCACCUUCCAAGGCAGAAAAAGGCCGUCUUAUGCCAAGGCCUCGGGCAUGAAUUAGUUCAGGUUUAAUAUCACCGUGAAAUUUGUCUUUGCGGAAGCAGUACAAUUUAAUACAUAAAAGGAAAAAAAGUGAACUGCAGUAAAUAUAUAAAAUAAUUAAAUUAAAUAGGCAGUGCAAAUAUAACCAAAUCAUACCUUUUAAAUGCUCGUUUUUUUUUCUCAAAAUGUUUGCACCCUCAGAUGAGUAUAACAGAGCCAACACAACAUUUGUGCUCACAUUAUGCAAUCUGUUUCGGGUCGGUGAGCAAUGCACCGGCCGACUGAAACAAAAUACGCAACCCAAACUUACGCCAAGACGAGUAAAAAAGUCGGUCCUUCAACACACACACACACACACAAAAUGCCGGUGGACCUCAUCGGGUCAGGCAGCAACUAGGGAAAGGAAUUCUUCAGUUGGCACUUCACUCCCAGAGGCUGCGCCCAUUAUUUCGCCACGGGUACGUCAUCAUUGGGUCCGCCGUUUCCAGGGUGACAGUUUCCGUAGGGACCCGUUAAGCCGUCGCACUGAUUCCUUCCCUGCCGAAUUCUGACCCCGGCUAUUGUUCGGCCGCCCCUCCGAGCUGUUGGUGGAGGAACUCGGCGGAAAAUAAGCACGUCCAGACCGAGAAAGUGUCGUUAGAUCCAUCGGCCGGCCCGCACCCGCCAUGCGGCUGGCGUGGUGGGGUUCCGCCGCCGGCACGGACUGGAUGGUACUGCGGUCGGUGUGUCCCGAGUAGACGUUACAUCGGAAGGAAAUAAAGAAUUUCUUGAAACACCAAGAACAUGGAUGAAAAAAGAGCUGUUUCUGUGGACUUUGUGAAGGAUUUCCAGGAAUAUCUCACUCAACAAACCCAUCACGUGAACAUGAUAUCUGGCUCAGUUGGUGCAGAGAAGGAGUCAGAAUCUUUACAGACUGCGGGUUCGGAAAGUGAUCAGAAUGGAAUACAUAAUGCUUCAGUUGAAGUUUCACUGGAUGAUGGCUCAGGGCUCAUCAAUGAUGGGUUGGAAAGGACGUACGAUGGAAAAUUGAAGUGCCGCUACUGCAACUAUGCUAGCAAAGGGACUGCACGACUGACUGAGCACAUGAGAAUGCAUACAGGUGAGAAGCCCCACAGAUGCCACCUUUGCCCGUUUGCUUCAGCGUAUGAGCGUCACCUCGAAGCACACAUGCGCUCACAUACAGGUGAAAAACCAUACAAAUGUGAGCUAUGCUCUUUCUGCUGCAGUGAUCGAAGUAAUUUGUCCCAUCACCGUAGACGUAGGCACAAACUUCUUCCCUUGAAAACUGCUAGGAACUGCCUGGCCAAUAAGAAAAUGUUGGGAGCUUUACAGAGAAAAUCUAGCAACUCUGUGAAUUAUGGGCCAAGACUUCUGAUUAAUCUAAGUCCUCCUUCCAUGGUGGUACAGAAGCCAGAUUACCUCAAUGACUUCUGUCAUGAUGUAUCAGCUAAUUCCUGUGAGAAUUUGCAAAAACUACAUUCUGGUGGGAUCUCGAGGGACACUCAAGAUAUUAUGCUGGAUAAUCCAUUAAAUCAGCUUUCUACCUUAGCAGGCCAAUUAUCCAGCCUUCCACCUGAAAAUCAAGCUCCAACAUCUCCUGAAGAUGUAGCCUGCAGGGAUGAAAAACCGUAUGUGAUCUCACAGUCUACAGCUCCAGUUGUUUCGACGGUAGCUUCCAGUGUGGCCCAAAGCUCGUCCCCUAUCAGUCCAGAUGCAUGUCCCACGCACAAUCAGCAGAACUUCAGUCCUGUGGCAGGUCCCAGUAGUGAGCACAGUGUUCACACAAGUACACCCAGCAUGACAAACAGCCAGCCUAGCACCCCUACUCCGCCAAAUCAAGGUCAAGAUCCCCAGCUUCUUCAUCAUUGUCAACAUUGUGACAUGUAUUUUGCAGACAAUAUCCUUUAUACUAUUCAUAUGGGGUGUCAUGGCUAUAAGAAUCCAUUUCAGUGUAAUAUAUGUGGAUGCAAAUGUAAAAACAAAUAUGAUUUUGCGUGUCAUUUUGCUCGAGGUCAACACAAGCAGAAUUAACACUUGAUUAAGUCCUGUUAUUCAAAGUAAGUACAUAUUGGAUGAAUGUUGGUUUGUAUUGAAAAUAUUAAAUGUAUUAAGAGCCUUAUUUCUUUUCCCUCUUGUGUACCUUCUUAAAAUAUAAUUUCUUCAGUCUUCAGAAGAGGGCGUGAAUAAGGUUCAUGCUACUUUAGUGUACAUUGGUACAGCGGCAUUUGAUGCUAUUUCCUAGAAAUAGGAAGGUGUAAAUUUCAGCUGUACCAUCAUUCUUACCUCUAAAAACAUUGCAGUGAUCUUAUCAUGGGCAAUGUGUUGUACAAACAAGUCAUGUUCUUACAGAGAACUGGUUUUGUUUUGUAUUCUACUGAGACUGGGGAGAGAAAAUAUUGCGAGUAUAGAAGUAACUGUUUCCCCUCCAUUUUUUUCAGUCCCAGCGUGUAUUCUCCAUCUGUGUUCUACUGUAGGUUGAAAUAGCAAUGAGUUAACUGUGUAUAUUAUUUUAAAUGCUGUUUGCUCUUCGCAUUAAAAAUUCUGAAGUUCAAAUAAGAUGCCUUUUAAAGAUCUGUUGUUUUGAAGUAGAUAGCAAUAGUUGUAGCUGAAACAAGUGAUAUCCUUCAAAUGCACCAUCAUUUUUUAACAAUGAAACUUGUGUUAACAGUUUAUUAUUCAAUAGUUGCAGUAUUUUAUUGCAAAAUGUGGUGUAAAUAGUCGAACUAAGCAUUUGCACCUUUAAAUCUUACCAUUUCUUUAUGCUAAUUGAGAUCUGGAGAAACAUUUCAACACCAAUACAAAGUCCAAGGUUGUGUUUCUAAUAAUUCUGUAAAGAUGCAAGUAAGUAAAUGUUUCUUUUCUAAAUUGCUAUGUCUGCCAGUAUUAAUAAACCCUGCCUACUGUAUGUCUUCAUGUUUUGUAGGGCAGUAGUAUUCAGUGGAAGACUGAUUUGCAGCAAAAACAUUAAAGUUUUAUAUAUUUAAUAUAAUGCUGGCACGUGAUUCAAGAUAAUGUUCAGAUCAAUGGCUAUAGUUAAAUCAAUAUAAACCCAAUAUAUGCAAUACUUGUGGAAUGGGCAUGUUGAUAGUUUCUAGUAAUAAGUUUAUUAGAGAUUUAUGACCUAAAGCUUUUUAAUUAGUUUUUACAGUUUCUUGCUGUGUACACUUUUUAUAACAUUCAGUCUGUGAAGUUAAUUUGUUAGAUAUCAUCAGUAUAUAGGCAAAAUGCCCAUUCAGAACAAUUGCAUGGCAGCUCAAUCUGCAAACAUUCUGCAAGCUUAAAUGAUUAGGCUGUACAUAGAACCAAUACUUUCUUGUCCUUUUGGGCAUUUCUUGUACACCAGCAUUGGUUCAUCUCUAAAGCAUUGCAGCAUAAUGUUGGUGCUUAUUUCUCUUUUUCAGUAGUCUCUAUGCAUUUUUUAAACUUGGUACUAAAAAUCAUGUUUUAAACUGUUAAAAUUUUUCCUUGUCUACCAUUCCUUCCAUAUAUCUCUCACACCAUUGGGAAUUAUGGUUUCCUUUCUGUUCUUCAACAGCUUCUCUCAUUAUUUAAACCAAACAUCAGGAAUUUCUGUCUCCAUUGCACAAUUUGGUAAUUACAUAAGUUAGUAAACUCUAUUGCAAAAAGUGGUUUAAAAAGUAAAUAAUUUAAAGAAGCGAUUAGAUUACUUAUUACUCUGCUUCAAGGAUAAUAGCUAUUUCAAAUGUGUAUGAUUUUUAUAUAUAACAUACAGUAUUCUUUACUAUUAGAUUUAAAGUACUAUGAAUUAUUAUGUGGAAUACUCAAAGCACUUUUUGUAUUUUGCAAGAGCUGACAGUAGAUGAACAGAUCACCUACUGUUGGUUGAUUCUUACUCUAGUGACUGAGAGCAUUGUAAAUGCAUUUUUUUAAAAUGACUCUACGAAUCAUCAGCUGGGUUAAGGUCAGCUCCUGGAGUGAAAUAAACACAGAAAACUUUGUCCUUCAUAUUUGCACUUCUGAAGUCUGUGGCUGCUUGUCUUCUGGUUUUGCUAGGGAAUCUACUUUCAUAUCUAGCAGAAAUUCUUGAUGCAGUUAACCAGCAACUUUUACAAAAAGCAAUGUGUUUUCAAGCUCCACUGCAGCUUGUUAGGAAAGGUAGACUCUAUCAUCGCUCAGCUAGUGAACAUCAGCAACAAAAUAAACUUUCAUUUGCAGGCUGUAUUUCACUAUAUUGGUAACUGUGCACUGUUGAUAUUAAGUUUUAGAUAGUCCUUUAACUUGCUCCAUUGAGGAGGCAUGCCACCAAAGGGAACUAACGUUACAUACCUUUUGUGCCUUCAGAUGAUCUCACCUAAUAAGUUUUAAUAGAGUUGGUUAAUAUUUAGCACAAAAUGGUAACAGCUGUAAAACAUUACUUGUCCUCUGCUUUUGCAGUUACCAUAUACAAAUCUGAAAUAAGGUUGUCUAUUUACCUGUGUUUUUUUAAAAAUUGGUCCUACAAUGGAAUUAACAAAUGAAUGAUUGGUAAUAAUACUGAUUGAUAAAUAAUGGGCUUCACUUACACAUUUCUCAAAUUCAAUUACUUCUGUUGCACAUUGACUAGUAUGAAAUUUCAACAAACAAACUUUAGUUUUAAGUUUUAAAGAAAUGAAUAACCAGAGGUGCCUAAUGAAUACAUUGUAAAUAUAAGGAUGUCAUAGUCACUUAUAGGCUUCCAAUAUACACAUUGUUAAAUCAGCCAAACUCCAUUUUUUAAAUAUAUCCACACAAUUGCUUUAAAUACACAAUGGCUGAACAUAUUUGCAUAACGUGAGAUUUUGAUGAUGGAAUAUUGGAUUAAUUGAAGCAGUGUCACUGACAACAUAUUAAUUGAAAGUAUGUCACAUCUAGGCUCAGUUUAGAAUCAUAUCCCUGUAUCAGAUAUUUAGUGCACUGGAUAUUUAGUGCAAAAUUUAGGCUUUGUAUUUGUGUUCUGAGAGUGUUUUAGUGUUGGAGAUGAUUUCCUGUGACAUGUCUACUUUGUAGAAAUUAUAUUCAGUAAUGUUAUUGAAGAACAGUAAGUUCUCUAGUUGGCAUUCUUCAGUCAAUGCCAAUGAAAGGUGAUUUUACUGGUCCUUCAUUGAUAUUUCUGAGAUGUUUCUUAUGUGGAAUAUAUUUUGCUGCUUUCUCGGGCUACUAUUGCAUGAGGCAGCAUACAAGGCAAAUAUUAAAUAAUUCUGCCUGCCCAAUGCAGUCCUUUAGUCCUUCAGCACUGUCCCAAUAGUUACUUGUGUUUGUUGUUAACUUUAAUAUUGGACAGAGUACAUAGAGAGAAAUUGUUCUCAUUGGUGACAAAUUCAAAAAUCAGACCAUAUACAGUACUGUGCAAAAGUCUUAGGCGUAUAUACACACACCUUAGCUAUAUAUAUGUGCCUAAGACUUUUGCACAGUAGAAUGAAGGUAAUUGGCUAAAGAACCAAAUAUAACAGGAUAAUCCUCUGCACUGAGUGGUUAGGAUCUGGAAUGUACUGGUAGAAGCAGAGACAAAUACAUUUAUGAUAUUCAAGAUGCAGUAAACAGUUACUUGAAAGAAAACACUUGCAGGGUUUUGGGUAGAGGGCUAGAGUCAGUACUUCUGAAUGGAGCUGGGUUGGUCUCAAAUGGCUGAAUAGUUUCAAUCUUUAAUUUUGUUUUAAAAUGAUACCUUAACAGUUAUCACAGUAAUUAGAGGUUUGAGAGGAGUUAGACCUAUCGUAAUGCCACUAAAUUAUGUUAUUUGAAAUUGCCAAAAUAACAGGUUGCUUUCUAUAAUACCUCUUUGAUAAAACAAAAUGUUGAAUGGACUUUUAUAAGAGCACCAUAAACUAUCAUUUGACACCAAUAAUUGAUGUAGGGAAGAGAUGAGUUUUAAGAACUCACAGAGAGGAGAGGAGAAACUGAGAGGUUCAGAGAAAGAAUCCGGCACCUGGGACCUUGAUGGAUGAAGGAAUGGCUGGCAAUGAAAGAUAUUCAAGGUGUACAAAAGUUUAAAGGUUGAGGAAUACUAUCACUUGGGAUUUUUUGGGAACAAUGGGAGUUUUAAAAUAUAAGCAAAAAUAAUGGCAUGGAUAGACAUGAACCGAAAUGGAUGAGACUUUUGAUUUGAUGCUUUGCAUUGUUAAGAUUAGAUUACCUACAUAUCAGUGAACAGGGGUUGUUGAGUGAAGCAGAUUUUUGUACUAAUUAAGAUACAAGCAACAGGGCAGUUACAUCGACUAAAUAGAAUUUUACCAAUAAUGUAAAUCGAGAAAGGCCAUGGGAUCAAAAGUAAAACCUUCCUAGGUGGCAUGUCACAACUAACUGAUAAUAGUAGCAGGCUGAGUUAGACAGUUACAUUAUAGUAAAAAUCCACAAAUUUUUAGUCCACGUAAAAACAAAAAGAUGCAUCAAUAAAUCCUAGUCAUCUUUUCAGACUGGAACAGAUGAAAAUUAGGCUGAAUUAUAUAUUACUGGUAUCCAAAAUGGUUACAGAGCUUCUGGUAUCUCAAGUAAAAAUGCAUGUCACUUAUUCCGUUAUGAAAUAUUGUAGAUUUCAAUAAGAAAAUAGUAUGUCAAUAAGAACACUCCACUUUUUUUCAGUUCAACAAUGUAAAGAGGGCAGUAUUGUUAGAUUUUGUAUAAUGGCUGUUGAUUUUAGUUCUCAACUGUGUGUAAAAUGGUGAAGAGUUCAACAAGAGCUUCAUAUUAGUAAUUUCUCCCGGAUUUUUCACUCUCAAAUCCAAGUCCAGUAUUCCAUCAUUAAUUGAUUAUUUGUAACUAUAUAAAUGUCGAUUAAUGUGCCGGUAGACAUCACUGAGCACUUUAAGUAGAACUUGAGGACUUUGAAUAAAGAGACAGUUAUAAUUUUUGGCUUGAUUAUUCCAAGCUUUUUUGAAUCCUGAUGCUUUGUCAUGUUCUUUUAUAUUCCAGAUUUUAUUUGGUUCAAUUUAUAUACAAUCUCAUGAAAGUUUUGUUAUAUUUGAUAAUUAAUGUAAAAUGUGAGUGUCAUUUGCUUGAAUCGUGUUGUCUUUUCAGCAAUGCUAUUAAUACACACAUUAACAAGUGCAUAUAAGUUUAACAAUUUAAGUACUGUAAAAAUGUAAAUAUACUAUUGUGAUUGAAUAGUUAUUUAAGAAGCUAUUGCUCCCAUUGGUACCUGUGCUUGAUAGAAAACAGACAAGUGUUUAAACUAGCUUAAAGGUUUCUAUUUUAAUAAAAAUAUAUCCUAUAAAAGUCAUUCCUUUAACACUUCUUGUGAGAUUAUCUAAUUCUAUGUGCAAACAAGUUGUUGCAAUAGAAUGCACUAUUUGGUGGCAUUGGCUGUUCAAAUAUUGUUCAUGUUUUAGAAUUGAAUCGUGUUUUAAAAAAAUAAAAGACUUAACCAAUUCAAUUUUCUUUUUGAGAUUCGUUUUGUAUAAGACAUUUUGUUGCU